AUUUAAUUGUAAAUUGUUGAUGUAUUUGCCUUUAUGUUCAGGUGGUUAUUAGGAAGUCUUGUUAUUACAGUGCUCUAAAAUUUUACUGUGAUAUGUUUCUAAUGUUAUGUAGAGUGAGAUGAUGAAUUGUUUCCUUUUCAAUUGGUAAUGCAUGCUUGCAUGUUUUCUUAGGAUGGAGCAUGGAGGGGAGAUCAGGAUGAAACCAGGACUGAAGAAAUAUGCCUGUGAUCUCACCCUGGAUCCCAACACAGUACACACACGUCUCCAUCUGUCUGAGGGGAACCGGAAGGUGCAGUGUUUGAAACAGGAUCAACAUUACGCCGAUCAUCCAGACAGAUUUGAGUACUGGCCGCAGGUGCUGAGUGUUCAGAGUCUGACUGGACGCUGUUACUGGGAGGCUAAGUGGAGUGGGGAGAAGGAUGCUGAAAUAUCAGUGUCAUACAGAGGAAUCAAGAGGAAAGGAAAAAGUGAUGACUGUGUGUUUGGACGCAAUAAUCAGUCCUGGAGACUGAACUGUUCUAAAAACAGUUAUUUUGUCUGGCACAAUAAUCGGACUACUGAGAUACGGCUCCCCACCUCCUGCUCCCACAGAAUAGGAGUCUAUCUAGACUGGGAGUCCGGCACUUUGUCUUUCUACAGAGUCUCACCUGGCACGCACACACUGACCCACCUACACACACUCGCCACCACGUUCAGUGAACCGCUGUAUGCGGGAUUUAGGGUUUUGGAUAAUCAGUCCUCAGUGUCUGUGUGUGUGUGAGAGACAAAACCUUUACAGAGGGUUUGGGCUUUGGGUUGGAUAAGAUCUGUUGAAAAAACAUCAUUGCAGGUAACUAGUUUCUGGGCGUGUAUCUGACAUGUCUAACAGAGAAAAGUGUUAGGCUAGUAGAACAAUGUAAGACUAGUAUAAACAAUCAGAUCCUAUUGCCUACUUUCAAGUGGACUAACAGUGCUUAUCUGAGCUAUAAUGCAAGCCAGAAUGUAUAAGGUGCAUCUUAAGCAACGAUGUUUUUGCAGAAGGUUUCUAUCUGUCAAUUUAAAUUAAAACAAAAUGUACUGGGAA
Pygocentrus nattereri (red-bellied piranha) is the source of this 1063-nucleotide messenger RNA. RefSeq names its product stonustoxin subunit beta-like. The record is from RefSeq and is a predicted model, not a curated record. The transcript is spliced from 2 exons. Bases 152 to 760 code for a protein of 202 amino acids. Lineage: Eukaryota; Metazoa; Chordata; Actinopteri; Characiformes; Serrasalmidae. Gene Ontology annotation, molecular function: protein binding.